AUCUUUUGUAAUCAUUUUAUUUUUAUAUAUAGGUCAUUUUCCCAAUAAAUAAAGUACAUGUUAAGUUUUUUCCUCUUCAACAAUUAUUAUAUCAUUUUAUGGAUUAUUUGAUCUUCACCAUAUGGUAACCUCUCAGAGCAUAAAAUGUUAGAAGAAAUAAAAUGGCCAAAAGAAAGCAUAAAAGUACCUGUCGCCAGAACUUGAAUUGAUGAAAUCUAUUUCCAGUGUGAUAACUUAAUAGCAACUUAGCUUGCUUAUAAUUUUCUUCAGAUUACCAGAACAAUUAGCGAGCUUACGUUGCACUGUAAAAAGGUUAUUCAUGGCCUCUACAAAUGGACUAUCAAAUGCCCGUGCAACGCAUCCUCUCUUUUCAUUUGGCGUCAUAACUGAUGUUCAGUAUGCCGAUAUUCCCGAUGGUCAUUCAUUCCUCGGCGUCCCUCGAUAUUACCGUCACAGCAUUCAGGUGCUGCGAAGGGCCGUCAACCACUGGAACAACAUAAAAAAACUCAAAUUUUCCAUGAACUUUGGCGACAUUGUAGAUGGAUUCUGUCCCAGAGACAACUCGUUGGCUGCCGUGCAGAAGGUCUUAGAUGAAUUCCACAAUUUCAAUGGACCUGUUUAUCACAUGAUUGGUAAUCACUGCCUCUACAAUCUCCCUCACAGCGACCUCACAGCUUUGUUCAAAAUUCCCUCCCUCCAUGGUGAGGCAUACUACGAGUUCUCUCCAUCACCGGAGUACCGAUUCGUCAGUUUGGAUGCGUAUGACAUCAGUGUUCUUGGCAGGCCCCGUGACGAUCCCAGAGCAGCUGUGGCACUUAGAUUCCUGGAAGAUAAGAACCCUAAUAUUGAUAAGAACAGUCCGGUUGGAUUAGCGGGACUUGAGAAAAGGUUCUUGAUGUUCAAUGGAGCUGUAGGAAAAGAACAACUUCUGUGGCUUGAUAAUGUCCUCAAGGAGUCUACUGAACAAGGGCAGAAGGUGAUUGUAGGUUGUCAUCUUCCUCUAAAUCCUAAUAGUGCUACAGCUGCUUCUCUUUUAUGGAACUAUGAGGAAGUGAUGGAGGUUAUACACAGAUAUAAAUGUGUGAAGGUAUGUUUUGCUGGUCAUGAUCAUAAGGGCGGAUACUCGGUUGAUUCGCAUGGUGUUCAUCACCGUGUGCUCGAAGCGGCUCUCGAAUGUCCGCCUGGCUCGGAUGCUUUUGGUUAUGUGGAUGUGUACCAUGAUAGGCUCUCUCUUGUUGGUGCUGAUCGAAUGGUUUCUACUGAGAUGAUUUUUGAAUCCUGAGUGUUUGUUGUUCGUUUUGCCCUAUUGUUUGUUCAGGUUUUUUAAAGUUUAGUAGUUUAUGAUUUCUAUUCAGGGGAAGUUCAAGUUAUUUUAUCCCAACUGAUGAUAGAAGGUUGGGAAAAAUGAUGACUCCAUGUCAUACUUGUUACAGUAUAGUUUAGUUUAAUAGUAUCACUAACUUUACCUGUGCAAUAACUCCUGAAUUCCUUCAGGUUGACUUUAACUGCCAUAGCAAUAUUGUAUGCUUCUCUAUAAGUUU
Molecule: messenger RNA, 1541 nt
Organism: Phalaenopsis equestris
Lineage: Eukaryota; Viridiplantae; Streptophyta; Magnoliopsida; Asparagales; Orchidaceae
Product: manganese-dependent ADP-ribose/CDP-alcohol diphosphatase-like
Exons: 1
Coding region: 320-1282 (320 amino acids)
Molecular function (GO): CDP-glycerol diphosphatase activity; 2',3'-cyclic-nucleotide 2'-phosphodiesterase activity; manganese ion binding
Source: RefSeq, a predicted model, not a curated record